AUGAGACAGGCUCCACGGCAGCAGGCUCUCGCAGCUUCCACUAUAAUCAAGCCUUCAAUUGCCGCCGGACGGUUCUUCUCAAUCUCACCAGCUCAUGCGGAGACGAAGUCGACAUCAACAUCGACGCCUACACCCACGAAACCUCACAUGAUUGACCCGAAAUGGCUUACCCUGACAAAGCGGAGGAUCGGAAGGUGUAUGAUGUUUGGACUGAAGCCGCCGCAGAUUCAGGAAGCGGGUGAUGUCUUACAGCAGAUCGCGAGGGAUUGGAGGGAGUUGGUUUCGGGCAGUGAGGGUUUUUUGACGAAUGAAACUGUUAGAGGGUUAUUCCAGCAUAAUGUGGCAUGGGGAGAGAUGCUAUAUUGUGCAUUGGCAUUAGGAUACUAUGGACAUGUCAACAACGUGAUGUACGUCAGAUACGCCGAGACAGCGAGAGUGAAUUUUAUGCGCAACUUCGCAACUCACAUGGAUCCGGCGAAUAAAAAGGCAUGGAUGAAUCUCGUUGGUUCGACCGGGAUUGGUCUCAUCCUUCGGAGCAUCAAGAUUGAUUACAAAUUCCCCAUGAAAUAUCCCGAUAAGAUCAGCGUUUAUCACAAACUAGUACAGGACCCAUCUUCUCAGGCUGAAAAGUCGGCCUUUGAGCUUCAAGUUGUCAUUCUUUCCGAGGCACAUCAACGACCGGCCGCACGCUGUCACGAGGAUAUUGUCACGUAUAACUAUCGAGAGGCAAAGAAGACACCCAUGCCUCGUUUCAUGAUGGAACAGUUCCAGAGGGCAUGGGCGUUGCAAGAAGAAGCAAAGAAGACCUGGCAGCAGAGAAUUCUGGAGAUUGAGGGCCGAGUACGGACCCUUGAGACUGACAGUUGGGAUCGUGAAGAUGCUGUCGAGGACACGGGAUCUACGAAGAAGUAG
Aspergillus ruber CBS 135680 is the source of this 912-nucleotide messenger RNA. RefSeq names its product thioesterase family protein. The transcript is spliced from 4 exons. Gene Ontology annotation, molecular function: fatty acyl-CoA hydrolase activity. The record is from RefSeq and is a predicted model, not a curated record. NCBI's taxonomy places the organism in Eukaryota, Fungi, Ascomycota, Eurotiomycetes, Eurotiales, Aspergillaceae. Bases 1 to 912 code for a protein of 303 amino acids.